This is a messenger RNA of Melanotaenia boesemani (Boeseman's rainbowfish), 3311 nucleotides long. RefSeq names its product protein phosphatase targeting COQ7 a (gene pptc7a). Bases 369 to 1262 code for a protein of 297 amino acids. The transcript is spliced from 6 exons. Lineage: Eukaryota; Metazoa; Chordata; Actinopteri; Atheriniformes; Melanotaeniidae. The record is from RefSeq and is a predicted model, not a curated record.
GCGGAGCGGAGUGUGGUAGGAGGCCAUGCAGCGGCUGGUCCACAUUUAGUGUAAUUCUGUGUCUCGGAAGCAGGAGUUGCAUUAUGGGCGCAGACAGCCCACACUUAUUCUUAAGUGGAAGCGACGACUACUUUGUUUAAUUUUCUUUAAUUAAGUUUUUUACGUAACAGAAAGGAAGCUUGAAAUAUCAUCGGAAGGCAUUGUGUACGCGUUGCGUGACUGCUGUUAUUUUCGGCGUUAGUGUCUGGUUCGCUCAGCAGUACAUCUCCGGACUCGCUAGCAAGGCAGCAUUGUGUGCUCACAUCAACGCUAAGCUAGCGGUGCUGCUAGCUUGGCCGGUUUGCUUGGUCGGAGCUGGUGUGUAGGUGAUGUUGUCCGUGCUGUCGUACGGUAGACUGGUUGCCAGAGCUGUCAUCGGCGGACUUUCUCAGACAGACAGCCGCGACUACAGCCUGGUGACGGCGAGCUGCGGCUUUGGGAAGGACUUCCGCAAAGGUAUCCUGAAGAAAGGGAUGUGUUAUGGAGACGAUGCGUGUUUUAUCGCCCGACACAGAUCCGCUGAUGUUUUGGGUGUUGCAGAUGGAGUAGGUGGCUGGAGGGACUAUGGCGUAGAUCCAUCCCAGUUUUCAGGGACUUUAAUGAAGACAUGCGAAAGACUGGUGAAGGAAGGACGCUUUGUCCCAAGCAACCCUGUGGGAGUCCUUACGACCAGCUACUAUGAGCUACUACAGAACAAAGUGCCACUGCUGGGAAGCAGCACGGCCUGCAUCGUGGUUUUGGACCGGCAGAGUCACCGACUGCACACGGCCAACCUUGGAGACUCGGGUUUUCUCGUGGUUCGGGGUGGUGAAGUGGUCCACCGCUCAGACGAGCAGCAGCACUACUUCAACACGCCGUUCCAGCUGUCCAUUGCUCCCCCAGGGGUUGAAGGGGCGGUGCUUAGUGACAGCCCUGAUGCCGCAGACAGCUCCACCUUUGACGUACAGUUGGGGGACAUCAUACUCACGGCCACUGAUGGGCUGUUUGACAACAUGCCUGACUAUAUGAUCCUGCAAGAGCUCAAGAAACUCAAGAAUGCAAACUAUGAGAGCGUUCAGCAGACUGCCCGCAGCAUCGCAGAGCAAGCCCACGUACUCGCAUAUGACCCCAAUUACAUGUCACCUUUUGCACAAUUUGCCUGUGAUAAUGGACUGAAUGUAAGAGGAGGAAAGCCAGAUGACAUCACCGUACUGCUGUCCAUAGUGGCAGAAUACACUGAUUAGACUCUGCGGAGCUGUGAUGGAAAGUGAUCUGCUUUAAUUCCUGCUGGCCAGGAUUUAGGACUGAUGUCUGAUGCUUCCUCAAGAUCUGCAAGAUCUACUCUGCCUCAGCCCUCAGCUGACCAUCACCCUCUUCCUCCCUUGUCAAAAAAGUGCCCACUCCUCUGUGAUCGUGCAUGCCAGAGUGGUCAUUUAAAGCGAACACGCGCCCUGACACAUCUUUUAUUCAGGUUGCAUCAUUGGCAUCUUUGCAGUGUUCCACGACUCAGUGGCUAAUCCCAUUGCUUAGGAUAAGGGGUCAUUAGGCUCAUUGGAGAUGAGCAUCCUGUCAGAUGGGGAUGAGUCGUCUUUUCUCUGAUAGGUGGCUUGGGCAUGGACGAAGCUGAGAUUCAGAGACAGGGAGAUGCAGCCAGACAGUAGAUGUUGACGUGUCAAAAUGGCUGCACGCUGGGCUGCCAGAAGGGAGUGAUCCAGCCCAUCAGUCGUGUUAAGAAGGGAAGAGUACAAGACAUGGCAGCAUUAGGGCUCAAUAAAUAGGCUGCAUUGUGCAAAGUGAUCUUAGUGACACAGUGGUGGCUGGAAAGCCUUCAUCAAAUAGUUUGUAUCCGUCUACAUGGACGCAGGGAGCAUACAUUUGGUAGGCUAUGACCGUUGUGCUGUUUAGGGUAAGUUUUUGUUAAAUGUUAGCAAAAAAUUUGUGACAUUUAUACACCUGUGGUGCAUUUCUUUGGGCAGGUAGUUAAGAUUUCAUAUUGAAGAGUGCAGCUGCCUUUUCCUACCAGUGCAAUUCAAGUUGUGCACAUAUUUUGUUACUUAUUGGGAGGAGUAUUGGUUCAAAAGCCUCUCAAGGUAUAUAUGUGUGUGUGUGUAUGUAUGUGUGUGUGUGUGUGUAUACAUAUAUAAAUAAAAAUCUGAUGUGUCAAAGCGAUGCCCUCCCUUUAAUCUUACAGCUGCUGCUGGUGAAGUCUUAAAUUGCGUGAUGUGUGAGAGGAUAUAUGUGUGAGAUGAAUGCAUUUACACUAGUCAGUGUGUCCAUAUGUUUAAUGUUACUGAAAUGGAUGUGAAGGCUCCAGACUUCUCCAUAUCCACUGGACUUAAUAGGUCUGGCGGCCUUAAACGCACAAAGCUUAAGAAGCAUAUCUGAAAAAGCUCAAUGUAAUGGAAGUUGGUCAGGUGACCAAAUGUAUUUUUGUAACUUGGUUUGGUGUGAUUGUUCAACUGCGCCAGAGUAGCUUAAACUGUUCACAAUCAACAUUUAGUUUUAUUUUCUCUCCCUCCUGCUAUAUAGUUACAGUGGCACAAACAAAACGAUGGUCAUGUUUCCAUUAAACCACUACAUAUUUUCACUUGGUGUUUUCUGCAACUUCUACCUACAGUUAAAGAUGUCAGUCCACAGCUUGUGUAUUCACAUUAUAAUGUGCCUUGUAUCAGGUGGUGUUGAUACUGGCAAACAUACGCAGUCCUUACCCCAACUCUACUGUGUGCCAGUUAUUAAGAGCCUGAAACUGUAAAGUAGCCAUAAGAGUCAAAUCAUGCCCUGCUCGGCUCCAGUAUGUUGAACCUUUUUUUUUCCUCUUUAAAUCUCCUUCUCUGUACUGGGUCAGGAGCUUAAGGAUAUUGAUAAAGCCAUCCCACACUUAGAAAAUCCUUCCCGUGGAUCUUUGCAUCACUGUUUACAAUCUGCACUAAUCUAACGGACUGUUUCCCUGCUUAAUCUGAGUUCACACCAAGGAUGAGUAAGGACAGGUGUCGUUUUGAGUUGGGACUGACUGGGAUGGAUCAGAUUCAGGCAGAGCAGUGAAAAGAGAACAUGUGAGUUGUUGUAGCACUGAGAUCAAUCUAGAUAUUUGGUACUACCACUGUUAGUUUUGUUGCUCCUGCUUCCUGACUCAACCUGUCCUGACACUCAUUUGUUUCUCAUCAACUCCAUCUUCCAAACAGACUAUUUGUCAACCAGAACAUGUUUAGAGUGUACAGUACAAUGCAGAUCUAAGCUCUGUGGGGGUUGGGGGGGUCAAAUCUGUACAAUAUUUAAAUAAAUAGUAUUUAUUA